CUUCCAAGCCUUGAGAAGCAGGCCUCGAGAAAUCCCUUCUCCCGCCAGGCUUCGGCGUGAGUUAAAAUCAGGCAGCCGGAAAGCAACAGGCCCAGGCCCGCAGCCGGCGGCCUCGCAGCGCCGGGACGCCGGGAGAGCGCGGGGACUCCACGAGCCCGGCGCGGGGUUUUCCGCAUCUUACGGGCGGGGCCGGAAGAGGAAGUCGGCGCUGCCGUGGCGGCCCCUGCAGCAGCGACGGUCCCAUCCUAGCCUGGCCAGCCCCUGUCCGGUCCGGUCCUGCCACGGAGGCAGCUUAGCGUCGGGACCCCGAGCGUACCCCGCCGAGUGAGCCGCGCCGCCCCACCCGGCUCCCACCGGCCCGAUGGGGCCGCAGCGGCGGCUGCCCCCUGUCGCGGCCGCACUGCUCUUGGGCUUCCUGCUCCCGCUGACAGCUGCUCAGGAAGCAAUCUUGCAUGCGUCUGGAAAUGGCACAUCCAAGGACUACUGCAUGCUUUAUAACCCUUAUUGGACAGCUCUUCCAAGUACCCUAGAAAAUACAACUUCCAUUAGUUUGAUGAAUCUGACCUCGACACCACUAUGCAACCUUUCUGAUAUUCCUUCUGUUGGCAUAAAGAACAAAGCAGUUGUGGUGCCAUGGGGAAGCUGCCAUUUUCUUGAAAAAGCCAGAAUUGCACAGAAAGGAGGUGCUGAAGCGAUGUUAGUUGUCAACAACAGUGUCCUAUUUCCUCCCUCAGGUAACAGAUCCGAAUUUCCUGAUGUGAAAAUACUGAUUGCAUUUAUAAGCCACAAAGACUUUAAAGAUAUGAAGCAGACUCUAGGAAAUAAUGUUACUGUGAAAAUGUAUUCUCCAUCGUGGCCUAACUUUGAUUAUACUAUGGUGGUUAUUUUUGUAAUUGCUGUGUUCACUGUGGCAUUAGGUGGAUACUGGAGUGGACUAGUUGAAUUGGAAAACUUGAAAGGAGUGACAACUGAAGGUAGAGAAAUGAGGAAAAAGAAGGAAGAAUAUCUAACAUUUGGUCCUCUUACAGUUGUGAUAUUUGUGGUCGUCUGCUGUGUUAUGAUGGUCUUACUUUAUUUCUUCUACAAAUGGUUGGUUUAUGUUAUGAUAGCAAUUUUCUGCAUAGCAUCAGCAAUGAGUCUGUACAACUGUCUGGCUGCACUAAUUCGGAAGAUACCGUAUGGACAAUGCACGAUUGUGUGUCGUGGCAAAAGCAUGGAAGUGAGACUUAUUUUUCUCGCUGUACUAUGCAUAGCAGUAGCUGUUGUUUGGGCUGUGUUUCGAAAUGAAGACAGGUGGGCUUGGAUUUUACAGGAUAUCUUGGGGAUUGCUUUCUGUCUGAAUUUAAUUAAAACACUGAAGUUGCCCAACUUCAAGUCAUGUGUGAUACUUCUAGGCCUUCUCCUUCUCUAUGAUGUAUUUUUUGUUUUCAUAACACCAUUCAUCACAAAGAAUGGUGAGAGUAUCAUGGUUGAACUUGCAGCUGGACCUUUUGGAAAUAAUGAAAAGAAUGAUGGAAACUUGGUGGAAGCCACUGGUCAACCCUCAGCUCCCCAUGAGAAAUUGCCAGUAGUCAUCAGAGUACCAAAGCUGACCUAUUUCUCAGUAAUGAGUGUGUGCCUCAUGCCUGUUUCAAUAUUGGGUUUUGGAGACAUUAUUGUACCAGGCCUAUUGAUUGCGUACUGUAGAAGAUUUGAUGUUCAGACUGGUUCUUCUUAUAUAUACUAUGUUUCCUCUACAGUUGCCUAUGCUAUUGGCAUGAUACUUACAUUUGUUGUUCUGGUGCUGAUGAAGAAGGGGCAACCUGCUCUCCUCUAUUUAGUACCUUGCACACUUAUUACUGCCUCAGUUGUUGCCUGGAGACGUAAGGAAAUGAAAAAGUUCUGGAAAGGUAACAACUAUCAGAUGAUGGACCAUCUGGACUAUGCAACAAAUGAAGAAAACCCUGUGAUGUCUGGUGAACAGAUUGUCCAGCAGUAAUAAUAUGUGGAACUGCUAUAAUGUGUCACUGAUUUUCUACAAAUAGACUUUGACUUUUUAAAUUGACUUUUGAAUUGACAAUCUGAAAGAGUCUUCAAUGAUAUGCUUGCAAAUAUAUAUUUUUCUGAGCUGGUACUAACAGUUACAUCAUAAAUAAUUAAAAUGCUUUGCUUUUAAUGUUAAAGUUGUGCCUUCACAUGAAAUAAAAGCAUAUGGUCUGUGUA
Callithrix jacchus (white-tufted-ear marmoset) is the source of this 2202-nucleotide messenger RNA. RefSeq names its product signal peptide peptidase like 2A (gene SPPL2A). Gene Ontology annotation, molecular function: aspartic endopeptidase activity, intramembrane cleaving. Gene Ontology annotation, biological process: membrane protein proteolysis. NCBI's taxonomy places the organism in Eukaryota, Metazoa, Chordata, Mammalia, Primates, Cebidae. Gene Ontology annotation, cellular component: Golgi-associated vesicle membrane; cytoplasmic side of endoplasmic reticulum membrane; lumenal side of endoplasmic reticulum membrane. The record is from RefSeq and is a predicted model, not a curated record.